AUGAAGCUUUUCAACUUUUUCCUUGCCUUCGCCGCUGCCAUCCCGCAGAACGGAACUCAAACUGAGCAAGUUUCGGAUCAAGUUCCCCAAACUUCGAACCAGGUCCCCCAGACUUCCAACCAAAGUGAGCAGGUUUCGAACCAGGUUGCUCAGAACUCGACCCAAGAAGAGCAGGUCUCCGAUCAAAUUCCUCAAGUUUCGAACCAGAUUCCUCAAUCAUCCAACCAGCAACCACAGGUUUCGAACCAAAGUGAGCAGAUCUCGAACCAGGUUGCUCAGAACGCCACCCAAGAGGAACAGGUUUCCGACCAAAUUCCCCAAGUUUCAAACCAGCAACCACAACAGUCCAACCAACAAGAGCAAGUCUCCAACCAGGUUGCUCAGAAUUCAACCCAGCAAGAACAAGUUUCGAACCAGACCUGGUAA
This is a messenger RNA of Oikopleura dioica, 426 nucleotides long. The record is from the annotation of a GenBank genome assembly. NCBI's taxonomy places the organism in Eukaryota, Metazoa, Chordata, Appendicularia, Copelata, Oikopleuridae.